AUGAGAGAAGUAAUAAGUAUUCAUGUAGGACAAGCCGGUAUUCAAGUUGGAAAUGCUUGCUGGGAAUUGUUUUGUUUAGAGCAUGGAAUACAGCCAGAUGGCCAAAUGCCCUCUGACAAAGCUGCCAGAGCAAACGAUGAUGCUUUUAAUACAUUUUUUUCAGAAACUGGGGCAGGAAAACAUGUACCACGUUGUGUCUUCGUUGAUUUAGAGCCAACCGUUGUAGAUGAAGUUAGAACAGGAACAUAUCGUCAGUUGUUUCACCCUGAGCAAUUAAUAUCAGGAAAGGAAGAUGCUGCAAACAAUUUUGCAAGGGGUCACUAUACCAUAGGUAAAGAAGUCAUAGAUGUAUGCCUAGACAGAAUUAGAAAACUAGCUGAUAAUUGUACAGGCUUACAAGGAUUUUUAAUGUUUAGUGCUGUUGGUGGUGGUACGGGAAGUGGUUUUGGAUGUUUAAUGUUAGAAAGAUUGUCAGUUGAUUAUGGAAAAAAAUCAAAGCUGAAUUUUUGUUGUUGGCCAUCACCACAAGUAUCAACAGCUGUCGUGGAACCAUAUAACUCAGUUCUAUCAACCCAUUCGUUAUUGGAACACACUGAUGUAGCUAUUAUGUUAGACAAUGAAGCUAUAUAUGAUAUAUGUAAAAAAAAUUUGGAUAUUGAAAGACCAACAUAUACAAAUUUAAAUAGAUUAAUAGCACAGGUGAUUUCUUCCCUAACGGCAUCCCUACGUUUUGAUGGUGCAUUAAAUGUUGAUGUAACAGAAUUUCAAACAAAUUUAGUUCCAUACCCACGUAUUCAUUUUAUGCUGUCGUCUUAUGCCCCUGUUGUUAGUGCUGAAAAAGCUUAUCAUGAACAAUUAUCAGUGUCAGAAAUUACGAAUUCAGCAUUUGAACCAGCAAAUAUGAUGGCAAAAUGUGAUCCUCGCCAUGGAAAGUAUAUGGCUUGCUGCUUAAUGUACAGAGGAGACGUUGUCCCUAAGGAUGUUAACGCAGCUGUUGCUACGAUAAAAACGAAAAGAACAAUUCAAUUUGUUGAUUGGUGUCCAACAGGAUUCAAAUGUGGAAUUAAUUAUCAACCACCUACUGUUGUUCCAGGGGGAGAUUUGGCAAAGGUUAUGAGAGCCGUCUGUAUGAUAAGUAACUCCACUGCAAUUGCUGAAGUCUUUUCAAGAAUGGAUCAGAAAUUUGAUUUAAUGUAUGCAAAGAGGGCUUUUGUUCAUUGGUAUGUAGGAGAAGGUAUGGAAGAGGGUGAAUUUAGUGAAGCCAGAGAAGACUUGGCUGCUUUGGAGAAAGACUAUGAGGAAGUUGGCAUUGAAUCCAAUGAGGGAGAAGGGGAAGACGAAGGGUAUGAAGCAGACUAUUAA
Molecule: messenger RNA, 1362 nt
Organism: Plasmodium gonderi
Lineage: Eukaryota; Apicomplexa; Aconoidasida; Haemosporida; Plasmodiidae
Product: tubulin alpha chain
Exons: 3
Coding region: 1-1362 (453 amino acids)
Biological process (GO): mitotic cell cycle; microtubule cytoskeleton organization
Cellular component (GO): microtubule; cytoplasm
Molecular function (GO): structural constituent of cytoskeleton; GTP binding
Source: RefSeq, a predicted model, not a curated record